Messenger RNA from Rhododendron vialii, 1812 nucleotides. Its product is annotated as 3-hydroxyisobutyryl-CoA hydrolase 1-like. The coding region runs from base 73 to 1224 and encodes 383 amino acids. The transcript is spliced from 14 exons. Gene Ontology annotation, biological process: L-valine catabolic process. The record is from RefSeq and is a predicted model, not a curated record. Lineage: Eukaryota; Viridiplantae; Streptophyta; Magnoliopsida; Ericales; Ericaceae. Gene Ontology annotation, molecular function: 3-hydroxyisobutyryl-CoA hydrolase activity.
CCCCCCCCCACUUCUCUCUCUCUCUCUCUCUCUCUCUCUCUCUCAUCCGCUUGUAAGCACCAGAAAACAAGCAUGGAGCCAAUCAAUUCUACCAACGGCGGCGCUGAUCAGGUUCUAGUGGAAGGGCACUCCCAUGCGAAAAAAGUUGUGUUCAACAGGCCUAAGCAACUGAAUGCACUUUCCUUUCAAAUGGUAUCUCGGCUAUUGGAACUCUUUCUUGCCUGUGAGGGGGAUCACAAUGUCAAGCUAAUCAUUUUGAAGGGGAAAGGAAGAGCAUUUUGUGCUGGUGGUGAUGUUGCUGCUGUAGUCCAUGAUAUUACUGAAGGCAAUUGGAAAUUAGGUGCAGAAUUUUUCCGCAUAGAGUACAUCAUGAAUUAUGUGAUGGCUACAUACAGUAAACCCCAGGUUUCAAUUCUCAAUGGGAUUGUCAUGGGAGGCGGAGCAGGAGCAUCAAUACACGGGAGAUUUCGUGUUGCAACAGAGAAUUCGGUUUUUGCAAUGCCAGAAACAGCUCUGGGACUCUUCCCAGAUGUAGGUGCCACAUAUUUUUUACCGAGACUCCCUGGAUUCUUUGGAGAAUAUGUUGGUCUCACAGGUACUAGAUUGGAUGGUGCUGAAAUGCUUGCAUGCGGUCUUGCAACUCAUUUUGUUCCUGAAGUGAGAUUGUCUUUGUUAGAAGAAGCCUUAUGCAAUUCAAAUUCAAGUGAUCCGGCCAUUAUUUCUGCAAUUAUCGAUGAAUUCUCUCAGCAACCUAGGUUAAAGGAGAAAAGUGUCUAUCACCUGUUGGAUAUCAUUAAUAACUUCUUCUCCAGAAGAACAGUUGAAGAAAUCAUAUUAGCACUUGAGAGGGAAGCUGUAAACACGAACAAUGGUUGGAUCUCUUCAACCAUUAAGUCAUUGAAGGCUGCAUCCCCCACAAGUCUUAAAAUUACUCUUAGAUCGAUCAGAGAAGGGAGGCAUCAAGGUGUGGGGCAAUGCCUUAUUUCUGAGUACAGAAUGGUUUGCCAUGUCAUGCAAGGAAAAGUCAGCAAGGAUUUCAUGGAGGGUUGCAGGGCUAUACUGCUGGAUAAGGACAAGAACCCAAAGUGGGAACCUUCUAAAUUGGAGCUAGUAAGUGAUGAGAUGGUCAAUCGGUACUUCUCUAAGGUGGAUGAGGAACAUGUUGCGGAUUUAAAGCUCCCCACCAGAUCAAACUUGCCUGCACAUGCCAUUGCAAAGCUCUGAGCAUAGCUAUUAACGGUUUUUCUUCUUUGGUACCCCAUCUUGUGCUAAUGGGGCCACUUACUGGAGUAAGUGUUCCGCGAGUUGUUGGUAUUUUUCUUUUGGUAUCGGGACAAGUAUUUAGGUACUAGAUGAAAUUUGAAGAAUAAACGGUGAUACCAGAUAAAGCAGAAGAAAUGCACAAGGCUGCUGAUUUUGCCAUUUCUUUUUUUGUUAACGGCACUUCCCUGCAAGUGUAUUUUUUUGCACAAAAAAAUACACUUGCAGGGGAGUGGCGUCAACAAAAAAAGAGUGGCAAAAUCAUUUCCCAAUGCACAAUCCAUUACACAAGUUUAUUGUACAACUUGUACUUUGGUGCUUGCAAAUCCGAUGCACUUUGGAAUUUGUAUAUGCACAAAUUAAAGCAUUUCUUACACACACACAGGCGGAUCUAGGUAGAGGCAAGCGGGGUCACCUGACCCCACUCAAUUGAAAUUCUCCACAAAGAUAUGCAUAUAUUAUUGGAUGUUUUGGUAAUUUUGCCCCAUGACAUUAUAUUAUCAUUCCUGUAUCUUGCCCCAAGUAGUAUUGAAAAAUUACAAUUUUGCCUAA